Entrophospora sp. SA101 is the source of this 2342-nucleotide messenger RNA. Lineage: Eukaryota; Fungi; Glomeromycota; Glomeromycetes; Entrophosporales; Entrophosporaceae. The record is from the annotation of a GenBank genome assembly.
GAUCAAUUGGUGGAUUAACAAAUAUGAAUGUUGGAAUAGAAAUACCUGGUUUUGUAAAAAAUAUGUUUUCUAAAAAUCCAACUCAAUCAAAAUCAUCGUCAAAUUCAUUUAAGGCUGAUUCAGAUAGACCAAAGUUUAUCAAAAAGGAGGAUGAAGGUGAUUCAGAAUCAUCUAGUGGUGGUAAUAGUGAAAAAGAUAAUGAUGAGAAUGAUGGUGAAGAUUCUGGAGCACAUAAAAAUAAACGUGGUAUUCCAGCACAAGAUGAUGAAUUCAUGGUGCUUAAAAAAAAAUUGAUAGAAGUUUGUAAUAUUUUAAUGAGCAUUGAUCAUAAAGAGGCAUUAAAAUUACCAAGUAUUGUAGUAAUCAGUAGUCAAAGCUCUGGCAAAAGUUCUGUAUUAGAAGCAAUUGUUGGUCAUAAAUUUUUGCCAAAAGGAUCUGUAGCUUCUCCGCCGACCAUAGCAUCUCCAUCUUUAAGUGUAAAUGACGAGGACUCUUCUUCUCCGAUGAUAAUGAUGCUGAGAAAGAGAAACACGAUAUGUUAUAAGGAAGAACAGUUUUUGUCAGCAACAGACUCGUCAUACAUUCCGUCUUCACGUAAUUCGAUGGUUUCCGAAGAUUAUAUGAGGAAAGCUUAUUAUAUGGAGUAUUUUGUCAGACCUGGUGUUAUCAAUUGGAUGCUAAAAGAAGACUCAAUGAGAUGGGUCGAAAACAAUAUUGACAUUUCUACUAUCUGUCAAGAGUAUCGUGCUAUGGUUAUUAAAAAAUGUGAAUCGAAAACAAUUACCAUUACUGCAAAUGAGGAGCUAGUGUUGAGUCAUAUUUUCCUGUUUCAAGAAGAAAACCCAGAAGGACUUCAAGAAUAUUUCGAUGAUGAACUCUGGUCAAGUGUUUUUGUAAAGAUAAGGGAACAAUAUUCAUCCAAGCCAAUUCCUGAAACAGUGUACGAAAUAUUCACAAAAGUUAUUAAGCUUUCUUGUGAGUAUGGAAACCCGCAAGAGCGUCAAACAAAAAUAGAAGCAUAUCUAAAAGGGCUUGAGACCACUGAUAAACUUGAAAAGACAAUGUACAACAUUCUUUGGAAUCUGUAUGUUCUUAUUAAAUGUGUAUGUGUUUAUGUGGACUUGAGAAUCACAUUAACUAAAUAUGAUUAUUGUGCAUUACACAGUGCUGUUGAUGAUCGACAAUCUUCCUUCAAAGGAAAUUAUGCAGAGGACACAUUUACUCACAGUAUUGUCAGCCCGAUUAUUAAACCAUUUUUUACUAAUAAAAACACUAUAAUCGAAUGGUCAAGUAAGACGUCUAACUCAUCAAUGUGGUCAAAAAAACAGUUUGAUCCAACCUUCCAUGGUACAAAGCCAGAUCUUAUAAUCAGAACAAAUCUAAAUGAUUAUAUUGAACUGAUGUUUGGUGAAAUCAAGCCACCAAAUACAAAAGAGGACUUAAUAAAUGAAGAUUUGGUAUAUCUUGGGAAAACGAUGAAGGCUGCCCUUGAUAAAGCCAUUGAAGAUGGGCUUGAAGAUAUUGUUAUCUGUGGCAUACAAGUAGCUGGGUUUCUGAGCAGAUGUUACGUCAUGGAUUUGUGUUAUGAAGGUGUAUAUCGAAUGAUAUUAAUAGGAGAAUUUCAUCCUCCUAAUGGUGUAGCAACAUGGGGUCUAACGAUGAAAUGUUUUCAUGUGCUAAACACAAUUCAAGAACUAGUUGACAAAGGGGUUAAGUCAUAUCAAUCAAUUGUUAGAAAGACGAUUACACCUACCAAAUCAUUGAAAACGCAAAUGACAAAAGCUGCAUUCCUCAGUCCCAUAAAAGUACCAAUGCAACAAUAUGAUUUAAGUGGAAGUAGAAAUGAAAAGCCACAUAAAAGGAUCAAUACAACAAGUGGAAUCAUUAUACCCGAAGUUAUAAAGCAAUCAACACAAUCACUUAGAUUAGCUCCACCAGCAUCUUCAACCAAUUUGGAGAAAAGUGUCAUCAAUACUACAAAUUCUUAUGGUAUUCAUGAUACUUUUCGCUUUGGUCCAAAAUCUAUUGAAAGUGAUAUUUCACCAACUCAUCCACUUGAAAAUAGAUUAAAAUAUUGGGAAGAAACACAAAGUAAUUUGAAACUUACAUUACAUCGAAAAGUUUAUGGACUUCAUGCACCAAUAAGACAACUCAUGGAACGAAGCAUUGUAUCAAAGGUACAAAGAUUCCCAGUUUUAGAAUCAUCUAAUCUUGGAUUAGAUAUUUUAAUGGGUAAAGAUGAAACAAUUGAUUUUGAAGAUUUCUUGAAUGAUCCAAGUCAAUCAACAGAUAUGAUUGAUAUACAUUCAGCAAUGGAACAUAAAUAUAACAUCAAAUUAUAA